This is a messenger RNA of Pistacia vera, 1704 nucleotides long. Its product is annotated as transcription factor bHLH62-like. Gene Ontology annotation, cellular component: nucleus. NCBI's taxonomy places the organism in Eukaryota, Viridiplantae, Streptophyta, Magnoliopsida, Sapindales, Anacardiaceae. The coding region runs from base 110 to 1135 and encodes 341 amino acids. Gene Ontology annotation, biological process: regulation of DNA-templated transcription. Gene Ontology annotation, molecular function: protein dimerization activity; DNA-binding transcription factor activity. The transcript has 8 exons. The record is from RefSeq and is a predicted model, not a curated record.
UUUUCUUGCUUCCUUUCCACUUUCCUCAUUUUCCAUCUCUGCCUUUUCUGUUUUACUUAUAACCAAACAAGAAACAAAGGCACAGAAUUAUCAUUACCUCACCAUUUCCAUGGAAAUUCAAUCCAAUUGGGAGGAUCAGAACGAUCCCUUUGAGUCUGGUUUGAGCUCCAUUGUUACGUCUCCUGCAGCCUCCAAUGGCAGUGCCAUUCCUGCUGAUGCUUUUAUGAUCAGAGAAGUUAUUGGAAGACUGGGAAACAUUUGUAAUUCUUCUGAUAUUUCACCCCAAUCUUAUCUUAAUAAUACUUUCUCAAUUCCCUUUGAAUCAAAAAAGCUUGGUGGAUCUAACGAUGGGAAUAAGAAAUUCAGUAGGUCUUCAACGCCUGAGGAGUCUUCAGUCUCAGACCAGAUCCCGAAACCCCAAAUUGAUUCUAAUCCCAGAAAAAGAAAAUCCAUUCCAAGACCAAAGUUGGUAGCAGAAACUGAGGAAUCUGAUACAAAGAGAAGCAAGGCAGAGACAAAUACAAAUGAUAAUUCAAAGCCACCAGAGCCACCAAAAGAUUAUAUUCAUGUGAGAGCCAGAAGGGGCCAAGCGACGGAUAGCCACAGUCUGGCUGAGCGAGUACGUAGAGAAAAAAUCAGUGAAAGAAUGAAGUUCCUUCAAGAUCUUGUUCCAGGUUGUAAUAAGGUGACUGGAAAAGCAGUCAUGCUUGAUGAAAUUAUUAACUACGUCCAGUCACUGCAGCGCCAAGUUGAGUUUCUCUCUAUGAAGUUGGCUUCUGUGACUCCAAGAAUGGACUCGAACAUGGAUGCUCUUCUGUCAAAAGAUAUGUUUCAAUUAUCUCGUGGAUCUGGGCAACCUACACUUUAUCCAGUAGAUUCUUCAGUAACACUCCCUUUUGGGUAUCAGCAAGAGCUGCCUCUGUAUAAUAUUAGUAAUGCAGAAAAUCAAUUUUUAAUUAACCAAUUGCAUCAAAAUCCAAGCAUGCAAUUCCCUCCCAUUAAUGAAGCUGCCUUUCAGGUUCCAUCAUUCUGGGAGGACGACCUUCAAAGCCUUGUUCAAAUGGGUUUUAACCGGAAUCAGCCACAGGCCUUUCAUGGGUCAAUGGGUGAAGGUCAGUUGAAAAUUGAGUUGUAAUUACCAGCAAUAAUCAACAAAAAAGUUUUAAUUGGAUUGAAGCCCCAGCCCAGUCCCCCGAAAAGAGAGGCUUCUGUACAUAGAGAUGGAUUUGAGUGAAGAAGAAGAGAGCAUUAUUUAUUUCUCAUUCUAAUUUGGCUUAUUGUUUGAUUAGAGGUCUUAGAACUAAUUGCAAAAUGGGAAAGUUUUGGUUUCAACCAUAAAUUAAGGAAGAUAUGUUUUCAUUGAGAAUGAUGGGUUUGUUUAGAUUGAUGAAAGUGGCGUAAAUUGUGGGAAAAGGAAAAUAGAUUCUUACUUGUAACCAGCUGUUAAGUGGGGACAAAAUAUGGUAUGUUAAGUCCAACUGAUGAUUAAGAAUGAUUUGUUUUGAGCUGGAAUCCAACCCCUUUUCUUUCUAUUUUACUGUUUAACGAUUUUGACAACCUAUUUGCCUCAAAAGCACAGGUUGGGAGUUGGAUGUAUGGAUACCAUUCCAGAUGGAUCCACUACCUUUAUGUGAAAAAUCCAUUACUCGUUGAAUGUUUUUAUUUGACAUGUCCAAUUUUUAAAUCACUUUUUUUUUUUUUGGU